AUGGUAAGGAGCCAGGUAAAGAAUGUGCUGUCGUUUGGGUCGGAAAUUGCACGCUGCCCGUGGAAUCCCACCCUGAAUUCUGACUUGCUGAGCAAAGGCCGGAGCCCCAGAAGGAAACAAAUACAGACUCUGAGCAAAGCUGCCCUCAUCCCGAGCAGCCCGCUGGCCCCCCGGGGGGCCGGGUGCUUGGCAAUGAGCCCCGUGCUGUCAGCGUUCCUGAGGGAGCUCCCCGGCUGGCUCCUGUUCGCUGGGGUCUUCCUGCCUGUGACUUUGCUGCUCCUCCUCCUCAUCGCCUACUUCAGGACCAAACUGAUGGAGGUGAAUGAAGAAUUGUCCCAGACCACCAGUCAUCACCAAUACAAACGCAGGGCUGGCUCUUCCCAGUACCAGAGAACGAAACGAAGGUGACUUGGGGACCGGUCAAUGGCUAAAACACAGUGAAUUUCUACUGGUCAGCGGCUUAGCUAAUAAAGUAAGUUAAUAAACUCGAACAACAGCAAAAAUAGAAAGAAUACUAAGAGGCUUGUUCUUAACCACAUUGAAAAGUGGCAGCUAUUAUCCGGGGGGACAUCCACGAGACUCAGUCAAUAGCAGGUCAUCGGAGAGUACAAAGAAUAUGAUUUGCUUGGAUGUCGACUGGACACUGCAAUUUUUUACCUUUUAUAGGACUAGGUCCACUCU
Molecule: messenger RNA, 681 nt
Organism: Lynx canadensis (Canada lynx)
Lineage: Eukaryota; Metazoa; Chordata; Mammalia; Carnivora; Felidae
Gene: SMLR1
Product: small leucine rich protein 1
Source: RefSeq, a predicted model, not a curated record